UUGCGCGUACCCCUGGGGGUUCAUGAAUACCUGUCCUAGAACAUAGUCUUGCAGAAGCAACAUUUAUUAUGACAGCUGUGUAUUAGCCCUUAUGCUGUGUUGUGUUCUUGCAUCUCGUGGGCAUUCAGACAUUCCACAAUUCUGAAUUAUUCUUGCCAUUAUGGCUGCGUUUACACAGGUAGCCCAAUUCUGAUAUUUUCCCACUAAUUGUUUUUUUAAUCAAUCAGAUCAGCUCUUUUGCUAAUAAUUGGGCAAAAUAUCUGAAUUGGGCUGCUUGUGUAAAUGAAGCCGAAGUAGGUAACCACAUCAGCAUGACUGCAUUGAGCAGUUGUCAAUGGCAGGCUGUGUUUGAUCACCCAUAUAUGUGGUCACAGUCUUUUCCCAUGCAGGCUGGGAGCUGUGUGCUUUGAUUGAUUCUGCUUUCUACUUGUUGUCCUGCCUCCCCUUCCAUCACUCUGCAGUCUCCUAAUGUUCCAGCCACUGACAUGGAAGUAACAGCUUUCCAGCCUCUGGUGCUCUAUAAGAGGUUUGGGGUGCUCCUCUUCAUAAUAUCCUGCUAUUACAUGGUAGCAAAGACCUGAAGACGAGGGUGUGUAAGAUGGCAGUGUGGAUCCAGGCCCAGCAGCUCCAGGGGGAUGCGCUGCACCAGAUGCAGUCUCUCUAUGGACAGCACUUCCCCAUCGAGGUGCGCCAUUACCUGUCCCAGUGGCUCGAGGGCCAACUCUGGGAUGUGAUCGAUCUGGAGAACCCCCAGGAGGAGUUUAAGGCCAAGCGUCUGCUAGACAGCCUGAUCCAGGAGCUGCAGAACAAGGCUGAGCAUCAGGUGGGAGAGGACGGCUUCCUGCUCAAGAUCAAACUGGGACACUACGCCAGCCAGCUCAAGAGCACGUAUGACCGCUGCCCUCUGGAGCUGGUGAGAUGCAUCAAACACAUCCUGUACACGGAGCAGAGGCUAGUCCGAGAGGCCUCUAAUUCGAGCUCCCCAGUGGGCGGGAUGAUGGACAGCAUGUCCCAGAAGUACCAGCAGAUCAACCAGGCAUUCGAGGAGCUGCGCCUGCUGACCCAAGACACAGAGAACGACCUGAGAAAGCUCCAGCACAACCAGGAGUACUUCAUCAUCCAGUACCAGGAGAGCCUCCGCAUCCAGGCCCAGUUGACCAGCCUGGCCACACUGCCCCCUGCUGACAGACAGCUGAGGGAGCCCACAUUACUGAGCAAAAGAGCCACCGUGGAGGCCUGGCUCACCCGGGAGGCCAACACAUUACAGAAAUACAGACUGGACCUGGCAGAGAAGCACCAGAAGAGCCUGCAGCUGCUGAGGAAGCAGCAGACCAUCAUCCUGGAUGACGAGCUGAUCCACUGGAAGAGACGGCAACAGCUGGCCGGCAACGGGGGUCCUCCGGAGGGGGGGCUGGACAUCCUGCAGUCCUGGUGUGAGAAGUUGGCAGAGACCAUCUGGCAGAACAGGCAGCAGAUCAGGAGAGCAGAACACCUGAGACAACAGCUUCCCAUCCCCGGCCCCAUCGAGGAGCUACUAAACGACCUCAACAGCACCAUCACAGACAUCAUCUCAGCACUGGUCACCAGCACCUUUAUCAUAGAGAAGCAGCCUCCCCAGGUGCUGAAGACCCAGACCAAGUUUGCCGCCACAGUGCGCCUCCUAGUGGGCGGAAAGCUCAAUGUGCACAUGAACCCCCCGCAGGUCAAGGCCACCAUCAUCAGUGAACAGCAGGCGAAGGCCUUGCUCAAGAACGAGAACACCAGGAAUGACAGCAGUGGAGAGAUCCUUAACAACAACUGUGUGAUGGAGUACCACCAGGCCACAGGAACACUCAGCGCAAACUUCAGGAACAUGUCUUUGAAGAGGAUCAAGCGCUCGGACCGGCGAGGGGCGGAGUCUGUGACAGAGGAGAAGUUUACCAUUCUGUUUGAGUCUCAGUUCAGCGUCGGGGGUAAUGAGCUGGUCUUUCAGGUUAAGACGUUAUCACUUCCUGUGGUGGUGAUCGUCCACGGUAGCCAAGACAAUAACGCCACAGCGACAGUACUGUGGGACAACGCUUUUGCCGAACCCGGUCGGGUGCCCUUCAUAGUGCCUGACAAGGUGCUGUGGCCCCAGCUGUGUGAGGCCCUCAACAUGAAGUAUAAGGCGGAGGUGCAGAGUAACCGUGGCCUCUCAGAGGAGAACCUGGUCUUCCUGGCCCAGAAAGCCUUCAGUAGCUCCAGCAUCAACCCUGAUGACUACCGCGGCAUGACCAUGACCUGGUCCCAGUUCAACAGGGAGAGUCUGCCUGGCAGGAAUUUCACGUUCUGGCAGUGGUUUGAUGGGGUCAUGGAACUGACAAAAAAACAUCUCAAACCACACUGGAAUGAUGGGGCGAUCCUGGGAUUUGUGAACAAGCAGCAGGCCCAGGACAUGUUGAUGUCCAAACCCAACGGGACCUUCCUGCUCCGCUUCAGCGACUCUGAGAUCGGAGGGAUCACUAUCGCCUGGGUGGCUGAGAACCCCAACAAACCAGGGGAGAGGAUGGUGUGGAACCUCAUGCCCUACACAACAAAAGACUUCUCCAUCCGCUCUCUGGCUGACCGCAUCAGUGACCUCAACCACCUCCUGUUCCUCUACCCAGACAGACCCAAGGAUGAGGUCUUCUCCAAAUACUACACGCCACCCCUGUCCAAAGCAGUGGAUGGAUACGUGAAACCGCAGAUCAAACAAGUGGUACCAGAGUUCACCACAACCAAUCCUGACCCAGCAGCAAACCCCACCUACAUGGAUCACGGAGCCUCCCCUGUUGUCAGUCACCCUCCAAACUACGGCAUAUACCAGCCUAUGAGUGACUCCAUGUUAGAUGCGGACGGUGACUUUGACCUGGAUGACACCAUGGACGUGGCGCGACACGUUGAGGAGCUGCUGCGGCGACCGAUGGAGAGCCAAUGGAGCGGCCAGCAGUCGUGACCCUCAAUCUCUGACCCCUGACACCAACAAAAGAACCCCGCACCUUUUGACAUUUCUGAUGGUUUAAUUCCAUUCAUUUCCUGCGGUUUUAUUUCAGAUCGCUAUAAUGUGAAAUGUUAAUAAUGGUUGUGAUUGUUUUUUUGUUUUUUCUUCUCAGCAUGCAAACUGCAUGUCAGUUACUUGUUUCAGUUUGUCUCAGUGCGUGUCUGUAAAACAGACUAGGUAUAAAUGCAAAUAACUACAAUGUUACAGUAUUGUAUAAAAAAAUUCAAUUCACGCAUGUAUUUUAAUUUGGUCAUAAUUCUAACAAAGAUAUUUGAAGAGCACUCUCUACAACCGGUAUGAAGUCAUUUAAACAGUUGUACUGUUUUUAUUUUGGUUUAGUUAUUUUAUUCUUGUAAAUGGUUUAUCAACAGAGUUUUUUUUUAUUGAAUCCGCCCUCUGCCAAAGAAGAGAAAAACUUAAAUGAAUAAUUUGUUGUUGUUAUUGACAAUAUCAUUGGAUUUGUUGCUAAGGGAAGUUUCAAUCAGUAGUAUAAUAAUUCUGAAUCUUUACACACUAAAUUCCAAGCAGAAUGGCUCUCAUCUCAUUCUCAGAGCACACUGAGUAUCUAUGUCACACACACGCACACACACACACACUCACAAACACACACACACACUGUUGCAUAAUAUACAUCAGCUCCAGCUGAAACUUGGGGACUUUGGGCCCCGUCUACACUCACAGAGAUAUUUUAAUUUCCUGUAUUUGCACACAGGUGUAAUGUAAAUACAAGCAUGUAUCCAGCAUGGCCACUCAGGUCUCUGGACAGCCCAUAGAGAUAGAUAGAGGACUCAUCAUUAAUAUAACCCGUUUUUAACAUGGCCAUUGCCAUUGAGGUCUUCCACCAUUUUAAAGUUGUCAACUGGGUGGGUAUUCCUAUGAGUUGGGAGCAAUCAGCCAAUGAAGAAGAAUAACAUGUACUACUUUAGUACCUCAACGGUGCUGCCCAUGCUGUCACACGGACGCUUUAAUGGCACAGAUACAAAGAUCAGUCCUCUAUCUAUCUCCCCUCCUUACCCCUGUAGAUUAUGCAUGUGCCAUCAACGCUACCUCUCAUUACCACUCUGUCUGUCUGCCUGGUGUUUUAAACAACUCAUUUGGUCAUGUCUUGUUAUUGGUUGUGACGUCUAGUGUUGACAAUCUAUUUGGGGAGCUGUUGGGAUGUGUGUAGAGGAGCUGAGGUCACUGGGGUGUGUGUGGAGGAGCUGAGGUCACUGGGGUGUGUGUGGAAGAGCUGAGGUCACUGGGGUGUGUGUGGAGGAGCUGAGGACACUGGGGGGUGUGUAGAGGAGCUGAGGUCACUGGGGUGUGUGUAGAGGUCGGGUUUAGUUGAGUGAUCUGUAGGAAAGUUCAUUACUAGGACUGAUGGUAAGAGCCUCUAUACUGGGUCCUUAUUGGCUUAGUCUUGUUCAUCUGCUGAAGUACACUAACUACUCGAUCCAUAGCCUGAGAUGACUAGUGGAGAUCCAAUUCUACUCAUUUUACCAUGGGGCAGAGAUGCAUGUUUUGAAGUUUUAAAGCUAAUUCCCUGCAAUGCUACCAGUUUUGCCAUGGGGUGGAUAUACAUUUUUGCAGUUUUAAAGCAAAUGUCCUGUAAUUCUACACAUUUUGCCAUUACUUAUGUCAUGUUACUGAUAUCUGAGUGAGUGUGACUAGCUAGACUAACUUGCCAAUGUAAGCUGUUAGCUGACAUGGCUAAUUAAGUGACUGUCACUGACAAAACAGGAGAAAAACUGCUGAUGCACAACCACAUUUCGAACCUUCACCUUCUAACUUUCAACAGUAAAUUUAGACCCCAACUGAGUUCCCCCAAAAAACGACCCGGGCCCUAUGCGACCGCUUAUAUCGCUUAAGCCUGGAGCCAGCCCUGAUGGUACUCCUGUCCGUCUGUCUGUUUUUUCUCACUCUCUGUCUAUCUCUGUCCGUAAGCCUGUCUCCUGUUUGCUGUUAUUACUGAACACUGUUACUAAGUCUGCAUGUGCAUGUCUGUCUCUGUGUGACAUAACAUAAAACAUCAACUGACAACCUGAGGUACAGAUAUAUAGCUAUAUGUGCAGACAAUAUGAGGCGCUUGAACACUUGACUCAUCAGUCCUGAGCAUGAAGGCCGUUGCUACCAUAAAGUUUGGGAUAUUUUGGCACGGUCUCACUCCCUGUCUUUCAGCCAAGAUGUUGUUGUGGGGUCUGUCUCCAUAUGGUCCCAGCAGGAUUAGUCUGCCAUGGUACACCUAAGCUACCGCAGUUUAACAAAGCAUGUAACGAUAGAUCCACCUGUUGCCGUGGCUACUCUGUUCAACCCCCCCCCCCCCCCGCACAUACACACACGUCUGAACCAUUGGGCAAUAGCACCACACAACCGCGACAGUCAUAUUACACACACACACACACACACACACACACACACACACACACACACGACCCAUCCCCUCUACUCAUAAGCUCUGCCCACUCAGGAAUGAAGCCCUAUGCUUAGUUGAUGUAUCAUAAAAUGAAAAAAAGACAAAUAGAGUCUCUGUCUAUUAGUGGAGGCUGGUGGGAGGAGCUGUAGGAGGAUGGGCUCAGUGUAAUGGCUGGAAUGGAAUAAAUGCAACAGAGUCAAACAUGUGGUUUCCAUAUGUUCGAUGUGUUUGAUGCAGUUCCAUUGAUUCCAUUCCAGCCAUUACAAUGAGCCUGUCCUCCUAUAGCUCCUCCCACCAGCCUCCUCUGCUAUCUAUAUACAGCAUAUAUGAAUUUAUUUUCUGUAUCGUAAUUCUAUUUUAUUACAGUAAACUGUCUGUGGCACGCCCCUCUGAAUGUAAUCCCCUUGCAUGACCUGAGGAGGGUGUACGUAUAACAUGGCAGCCACUGCAAACUCUUAGGUUGCAUCAGAAGUAUCUGAAAAGAGCCAUAUUGCAAACAGGAAUCAGAAGAAUGUUGCUUUUGCGUUUGUCCUGCUGACAUUAUUUAGUCUUUUCCCGUCUUUGUUUCUUUAAUUUUUCCGGGUCAAAACAGCUAGUUUUUCUUCUUUGUAUUUCUUGAUUUUACUGAUGUUUUUUGAAGAGUCAAAGCUACAUGGGAAUUCUUGUGACGUUUCCUUUUUUUAAACAUUAUUCUGAUCAUUUCAAACACCUUAUGUACCCGGGAAGCUGUAUAUGUUCUGUUCAGUGUUAGUUCCACGUUUGUGGUUUGGUUUUAGCACUUUGGAUGUGUUCCAAGAAAAACUGCAAUUGAAAAAAAAAAAGUUUUAUAAAUAAUUUCAACCGUAACAUGUAUAAUGAAAAAUAAGUUGUGACUGAAUAAAUGUAAUGGUUUAUUUGUUCACA
Messenger RNA from Salvelinus fontinalis (brook trout), 6296 nucleotides. Its product is annotated as signal transducer and activator of transcription 5B-like. Lineage: Eukaryota; Metazoa; Chordata; Actinopteri; Salmoniformes; Salmonidae. Gene Ontology annotation, molecular function: DNA-binding transcription factor activity, RNA polymerase II-specific; RNA polymerase II cis-regulatory region sequence-specific DNA binding. The coding region runs from base 599 to 2953 and encodes 784 amino acids. Gene Ontology annotation, biological process: growth hormone receptor signaling pathway via JAK-STAT; defense response; response to peptide hormone. The transcript has 20 exons. The record is from RefSeq and is a predicted model, not a curated record.